UUGGGGUCCCUUGUAGUGUUUCCUCAUGGGUUGUUUGUUCAAAGAUCUGACAACCUGAAAUGAUAUAAAAUUUCUUGGAGAUUACUUGAAUCAAGAAUAAUAAAUUGAGAUUCUCAACUCAUUAUAAGGCUUCAAAAUCAAAUUGUCAAGUUUAUGGAAACUCAAUUAAUGAAAUCAGUGUAAUGCGUAUCUUGUUACACAUGGAAUUUAUCUGUAAGGAAAAACAGCUUGCAUAUAUAUGAAGGAACUGUAUAGUUGAGGUUGAGGGACUAGAUUCCUUGAUUAUUUUCUUUCUUUUGGAAUUGGAAUUUGGAAUGGUUUGGUACGUGGAAAUAUUCUAUUCUAUACAUUUCUUCUCUCAGCCUUUUGAAGGUUGAUCCUCCUUUAAGAGCAUAAGGAAAAAAGGGAGAGACAGAAUGCUUGAAGCUUGGCUUUCUCUCAAGAAGACCCUUCAAUGCAAACCACAACCAAAUCAAGUUCAUGAUCCAAAGACUACUAGGCAGCAAAAGGGUAAUCAGAGAACAAAGUUAAGUAAUCUUGAGAGUUCAAAUACCAAAGAUUUCAUCCAAGGAAGCAAGGGGCACUUAAAAAAAUCACUGAGUUAUAGAGGGGACAUUGACAUCACUAGUCCCAUAACUAAUGAAAUUGUUCUUGAUAGCUCAAACAAUGGAACCUCUCGAUGUUGUCCUUGUCCUCAAAGCAAUAGCGGCAACAAAGCUUCGGAAGGUUCUCAUAGAACACGAAGGUCAGCUACAUCUUCAAAGAUAACAAUGACAUAUCAUGUUGAUUACAAUGAAGCAAAUGUCUCCUCCAAUACAAGUACGCUGGUUCAGAUGGAUUCUGAUGGUUGUUCAACAUUGACAUGCCAUAAAUGUGGCAAGAAAUUGAAAAAUCUCGAUGCUGUAGAAGCACAUCAUAUUUCCGAGCAUUCAGUCACUGAACUUGAAGAAGAUUCAUCUAGACAGAUUAUAGAAACAAUAUGUGGAAGUGGAACAAGCUCUAUUAAUAAUUCCGAAAACAUGGUGGGGCAGAUUGAUUGCAUUUUAAAGGUUCUGAAUGUACCAAAAACCUUAGCUUGCUUUGAGGAAUACAGAGCAAAGGUGAAGGAUAACGCUGAGAAGCUACAGAAGAAGCAUCCACGUUGUGUGGCUGAUGGAAAUGAGCUUUUAAGGUUCCAUGGCACAACUAUUUCAUGUUCUCUUGGCACAAACAGUUCUAGCCUGUGCACUUUAGACUAUUGUGGUAUAUGCCAAAUCCUGAGAAAUGGCUUCUUCACCAAUAAGGAAUUCCAUGGUGCAUCGGGGGUUUACACCACUUCCACAAGUAGGAAAGCCUUUGAAUCCAUUUCCAUUAUGACAUCCCAUGAGAGGCCAUUUGCAAGAAAGUCUGUCAUAGUGUGCAGAGUAAUAGCUGGGAGAAUUUAUAGUCCUCUUGAAGAAAUUGAAGAAGAAAGGGCUGAUUCAGAGUUUGAUUCAUUGUCAGAAAAUACAAAUGGUCAUUCAGAUGCUGAGGAACUCUACGUGUUAAAUCCCAAAGCCCUUCUUCCUUGCUUUGUGAUAAUCUACAAACAGCAAACAGACAAGGCUAGGAGAUUAGGAGGUUCAGCUCAAGCUUAAGGAGAGUAGUGAUUCUUCUCAAAUAUUUUAUAGCUUUCAUAUAUUUAUUUGCAUGCUCGUCAUGUAUAGAUGAAACAUCAAUUCAAACUCUGCACAACAUUCUAGCCUGUUGGGCUUGCAGUAUUUUUAGCUGUUGCAAGCAAGAAACAAUAAUAUAUUAAAUAUGUGUUAAA
Messenger RNA from Glycine soja, 1789 nucleotides. RefSeq lists its product as uncharacterized. Lineage: Eukaryota; Viridiplantae; Streptophyta; Magnoliopsida; Fabales; Fabaceae. The record is from RefSeq and is a predicted model, not a curated record. The coding region runs from base 417 to 1616 and encodes 399 amino acids. The transcript has 2 exons.